GCCAAGAAUUUCAAAAGUAGAAUGUAGAAAGCAUUAUUGUGUAGAUAGUAAUCGUGUUCACUAAAGAUUUCUACAUGUAGUUUUGGUUGAAGUCAGAUUGAGAUUUUUAUGUGGGAGUGUAUUUUCUUAUUAUUUGUUACUUGCAUAUAGCUGACAUCGUGCUGGGAUUCACAGCAAAAGUAUAGCAGAAGUAGAGCCUAAAUUGUAUUUCAUUCAAGAAAUUUGAACAUGGACUUUGAAACGAUGAACGCGUGCUGUGUGUUCCUCUGGUUGUUCACAUGCUUGCAUCAUACUCUGGGACUCGGACCGUGUGAUCAGGUGACAAACGUCUGUAUCAAUGGAGCCUGUCAAAACCAAAGCUGCACCUGUAAUCCUGGAUUUAUCCUUGACCCUAUCAAUCCACUUCUCUGUAAUCCUAUCCCGCAAUGCAACUUAAUGCCGGGUUCACCUGACCAGCAAUGUUCUAACGGGAUCUGUCUACCCCAGCCACAGAAUGGUCAGUUUUCGUGCUCGUGUUACCCUGGCUACACACCGAAUGUAGCCAAUCCGAACAUAUGUGAUGACGUGGAUGAGUGUCUAACAGCUAAUACUGGCUGUACUCCAGGAUUGUGCUUUAAUACUCCUGGGGAUUACGUCUGCAGCGGCUGUGUAACUGGAUACAUACUUUUGUAUGGGAAGUGUGAAGUACCGAUGUCUGUUCCAGCUCUACCCAAACUUAUCUACAAAAACCCAAUCAAUGGUGGAAGUUUUAUGAUGGCCUAUUUAAUAGACGACAUCUUCUUGUAAGCAGAAGUGUGUUUCGUCACAGAUCCAAAGAACGAGAACUCUGUAAGGUUAAGACCCUGAAUCAUCAGCACCACCAAAGGAAUGUAGUCCUAAUCCUAUCCUAAAUCUACUGAUUAAUUUGUGAUUUAUUUAGAAAAUAAUGGUUCUGGGGACUAUUGUUACUUGUUACUAUGUAGGCCUUUUAUUACUAUAGUAUUACUGUUUCUUCCUGCUUAGGAGUGAAAGACUACGAAAGAUAAAAUUUCUUCAACAAUAAAAGAAAAUUAUUAAAAGCCCUUGAGAUAUCAACAUCAAAGGGUGUCGCUACUGCAAAAGUUUGUAAAUAAAAUUAUUCUUUCAUAUCUACUGGUAUUGAUAUAGGAAAUCCCAGAUGUAGACAUGUAUUGGGUUUUAGGCUGGAUCUAGCCAUGUAGGAUCAACACUCUUUACCAUUGCCUACAUUGAAUAGAACAGUAAAAGCACAAGUUGGUUAGUAGGCCCCCUAUUCCCAACUGUAUAACCAGGCUUAAAACUAAAUCUUUUCAACACUCCAUUACAUUUAUGUUGGACUUUAAACUGUUAUGGUGUUUUUAUACAGCUAUAUUUGUCAUCUAAUCAUUGCAUUAAAAAUAUAUUUAACAA
This is a messenger RNA of Biomphalaria glabrata, 1407 nucleotides long. Its product is annotated as latent-transforming growth factor beta-binding protein 3-like. Gene Ontology annotation, molecular function: calcium ion binding. Lineage: Eukaryota; Metazoa; Mollusca; Gastropoda; Planorbidae. Bases 229 to 786 code for a protein of 185 amino acids. The record is from RefSeq and is a predicted model, not a curated record. The transcript is spliced from 5 exons.